Messenger RNA from Tigriopus californicus, 3575 nucleotides. RefSeq lists its product as uncharacterized. The record is from RefSeq and is a predicted model, not a curated record. Gene Ontology annotation, molecular function: protein binding. Bases 473 to 3445 code for a protein of 990 amino acids. NCBI's taxonomy places the organism in Eukaryota, Metazoa, Arthropoda, Copepoda, Harpacticoida, Harpacticidae. The transcript has 9 exons.
UCAUCGUCGUCAUUGGGGGCAGCGUGCACAUUCAGUCCGUCAUCACCCCUGGACGUCUCCGGUGUGAAGUGGGCAACAAUUAUUGUUAUCAUCCCAAUAAUCCCCUCGUCCUCUAGCUUUUCUCCGUGUCUCUAAUCAGUGUUGUCGUUGGGACUGGUUAGGGAGUGCCUGAGUACUCGGCCAGCAUAGCAUCCUCCAUCCUGGUUGCUACUAUUACUAUAUCCUACCCUAUCAGUGGGGCUCUGCGGUCACCUGUGAUCCAUCUCAGUCCACCUACACCCCUCAGAUAGUUGCUGGAAGUGUUGUUGUUGGGUGAUGUUGAUGAAGUUUGAAAAGUGAUUGGUAGGAUCCAUUGAUCCCCAGUGAAGUGGAACCAGGGAACAACACACUGGCUAGGGCAGGAAUGGGCUCGAAUGGACCAGUGAUUAGUUGCCGCUCUGUGUGCCAUCCAUAAGCAUCCUUUCUAAUCAGCAUGGCCUAUGUCAAUGUGACUGAGUGGAGGGCCGAACAAGUGGCCGAUUGGUUACAAGGUCUGGAUGAUUCCGUGUAUUCUUACGCACACUUCUUCAUCAACAAUAACGUGACCGGUCAAGGACUCCUGAAUCUUACCGUGGAUGAUCUUUACAAGCUUCAUGUGGAGAAACUAGGUCAUCAAGAGAUCAUAUUGGAGGCCUUGGAAUUGCUCAAGAACUUGCAUUACAACUUGGACACGGAAAAUCUGCAAUAUGUCUGCCUCCGACUCAGUUGCAAAGCACGAUCACUUUGGAACGAAAUCCGAGUGGCUGGAUACCCGCAGGAUAAGAAAACCGUUCCAACUGAAAUGAUGGCAGCUUGCGCAGACGUCUUGGAUUCGCUCCAGGUCCUGAUCUCUUGGUUGGAUCGCCAUCCUUUCCGUCAGAAUCAGCAUUACACAAUAUUCAAAUGGGAGAUGCUCAAGAUCAGUAUUGACUUGGCAACGAGCACCAACCGCGACCAAUUCUCGGAAAGGCCGAUUCAAGUCAUUAGUGACUCCUGCAAGAGCUUGGCCGAUGUGUCAGAUCGUCUCAUCCAGGACUGUAAGGACUCAUUGUUCCUUCAACCCGCCUAUUUGGAUGUGAUGACCACCAAGCGAAAAGCGGAUGAAACUGACUUCGGUGUGAUCUUGUGCAAGCAUUUCUCGGGCGCCCAUUUGGUCCGAGACAUCCGAUUCGGCUCUUUGGCCUAUCAAUCCGGACGGAUAGGUAUCGGCGACGAGAUCGUUCAAAUCAACUAUCAAACCGUGGUUGGCUGGCAGUUGAAGAAAGUGAAGAAGAUCAUGGAGGAAAAUCCGUCCUCGCUCAUCCUCACCCUCAAGAAGAUCCCCACCGAGUCCCCUGUCAUCGGGCAGAUUUACAUUAAACCCUUUCGGAUCCCUGCCCGACAGAAGAACACAAAGAACAUAUUCAACAACCUGUCCAGUCCAAGAGCCGAGUUACUCACCAUUUCGUCCUUGAAUUUCCCGGCUAUUCCAAGGAAUAUCCUCAAUACGGAUCCCGGUUUAAGUUCCGAUGAGGAUCGGGCCUCUCCCCUGAACAUCGUCGACACAUCAGACUUGGAACCAGAUGAUCCUCAAUCGAUCGUGGACCCUUCAGAAAGUGGUAAAUCUCCGACUCAAUCAAUCCGAUCCGUGAUCUCUCGACUUUCGAGGCCAAGAAGUGCUCCACAGAGAAGAAACACCAUUUCAGGACCGUCUCCGUCUCAAGAGAUCCCUUAUAUCAAUCUCAGAGAGAUCUGGGAACACGUCAACAAUCGCAAUAACAACACUUCAAAUGGGUCGAGUGCUCACUCCACGAUGCAAUCUAAGGACUCUGGGCUCUCAACGAUGUCCUCGCAUUUGCAAGGUGACUCAAGUUUGGACAUGGAACUGCGACAAAAACAAGGCGAUCCUUCGAGUGGCAGACCCGUGACAGUGGCCGCAUUUAAUCUUCAAAGCCAACAACGCAAUCGUGCCUCGUACAUGAAUGUGCCGGGGAAAGGAAGCAAGUCCUUCGAAUUACCCGCCACCAAUACUUCACUCGAUUCGGGUUUCAGUCAAUUCCCGUCUGAUGAACAGAGUCAGCGAAUAGCCAACCGUAAUCCCCUACCAAUCCCGAGAGUGGCUGGCACGCCUCAAAUUAGAAAAGCCACUCCUCAAAAGGAGCCCUCACUAAAGAAGAGACCAAUUCCCCAGCCUCGAAAACUGCCUCAAAACCAAGCACAAUCAUCGCCCACCCGAUCCAGUCCGUCCCGUAAGAGUUCCACGGGUAUGGACUCUAGUUAUGGGACCGACACGUCCACCCCUGCCACGCCCAAUUCUCUCUCAAAGUCUCUGAGGAACUUCAUUCCAGAGUCGGUGAAGGGACCCCCAGUUUUGCCCGUGCCCACGGCCAAUUUCAAGAGCUUUAAACGGGUCACCCCGACGCCCACCCCGCUUACUGAAGGCAAGACAAGAGCUCCGACCCCACAGCAUCGACCUACCCCACCCCCCACCCCCUCUCGCGGCAGUUCUCUGCAGAGCCCAGCUAAUCCAAAUCUUCCCGAAUAUGUCAAUACUACUCCGCCUGUGAUACCCGCCAGAGCCAAGCCUAAUAAUAAUCAUCACCCAACAGACCCCACUCCUCCAAAGAAGCAGACUUCGUCAUCCAGGUUGCAGGAAAACAUACCGCUUCCUACAACUGCACCGCCUCCAAGACCUCAAAAGUCGGGAUCGUCUUCCCAUGACCUCAAUGAGCCCGAAGCCGUCUUGAGACAAAAGAGUUCGUCGCCCCAUCACAAUCCUAGUCCGUCCAUGUUUACCCAAAGACAUGGACUCUAUUGUGCUCCUGAGGUGAAGCCGUCGCCCUCGAGAAAGAUAAGUGCCUCCAAUUCUGGGCCAGAGGGCUCACCUGGGCCUCAGGCCUCGGACCAUUAUCGCGAAGGGUCACCGGAGAAGAAUUGGAUCGACUCUUUGCGGCGAAAUCAGGACGAGGGAAAAGCUGUUACCUCGUCACCAGGGAAUGAAUCGCCACCAAGACUUCCCCAAAGAACGGCCGAGCUAAGGAGUGCUCAUACCUAUCAACCCCUGCCUCAAUAUAUGAUGUCUGCGAGUAAAGAGGAAGCUCAUGCCCUCCGUUAUGCCUUUGAUAUGGAUCUUGGUCAGGACCAGCGACCUCCGUUGCCUCUUCCAUCAGGGGCCAUGCCCAAUAUUCGGGGGUUAGUCAGAGACCGGCGGUUUGACUCGGAUGACGAGCACGAGUACACUCGUCUCUCCGAAAUGAGUUCAUCACCAUCGUCAGUGGCGCCCUCUGUGAGUCCAGGUAGUCACACUAACCAUGCCAGUGGACGACCAGGGGCCACUCCUAUGAUCCCCACCAAACCAAGCACUACAACAGCCAAUGAUUUACCUCCUCUCUUCAACCCAUCGUCCUACACUAUCCAAGAUAUCAAGCGAAACAAGAAAUCACACUAACCACUGCACUACUCUGUGUUCCCAAUUCUGCCAAAGUUGCAUUUCACAUCCUCUUUUUUAAGAAACCAGAUACCCCGUCAUCUAUAAACCUAUUAAACGAUUUGUCAAUAAAUCUGAUUAUCCAAUUAAA